UCCGGUUUUCUCUGCGAUGUUCGAACACGAGAUGGAGGAGAGGAAACAGAAUCGCGUGGACAUCACCGACGUGGAGCACGAGGUGUUGCGAGAAAUGCUGCGAUUCAUCUACACGGGAAAAGCGACGAAUCUAGAGAAAAUGGCGGACGAUCUGCUAGCGGCAGCGGACAAGUAUGCGCUCGAAAGGCUGAAGGUAAUGUGUGAGGAAGCACUCUGCACGAGUUUAGCCAUCGAGAACGCAGCCGAGAUCCUCAUUCUUGCUGAUCUUCAUAGCGCUGAUCAACUCAAGGCGCAAGCCAUAGACUUCAUUAAUACACACGCGACGGACGUGAUGGAUACAGCGGGUUUUAAGUCGAUGGUGAACUCUCAUCCGCAUCUUAUAGCAGAAGCGUUUCGAGCGCUAGCCACGCAACAGAUACCUCCUAUCGGACCGCCCAGGAAGCGAGUAAAACAGAGCUGAAAACAGUAUUUUGCAUCCCUCAUGACUUUUUGUGUACAGUGAUACGAGUAGUGUUCUAAAUAAAUGUUUCCUAGUGCGCCAUUCCUCUGGCCCACUUAAAAUAGACUACGUCGAAGUGACUAAUAACGCCAGUUUCGAGCCGAUUGCUAGGUCGGUUGCUCUUGGAUGGGCAACCAGUUCGGCCAGUUCGAAGCUAAAUGCAAGCAUAAAUUCAUACCCGGAGAGAGAGACGCCUCCCUUUGUAAUUCAGUGAGUCGUCGGUGUUGGAAAAAAAGAACUGUCUAUCACAGAACGGAGUGGGGAUACUGCACGUGCGACGGAAAGAAAAAUUAAGACGGGAACGAGAGCACCAACGAUAACUUGUCGGUUAAUAUUUGUACCGAUGUUGGGACAACAGGGACACACGCGACAACGGUACUCUUUUUUUUGCAUUGUGCGUCGUCAACGGUCUCGUUCGAGGGAAGCGUGUGUUUUCAUUUCUACAAACGCCACUAAAAAAUGUCAGCGAUUUGUCAAUGCGCAUCGUUAGGGUCUCGCGUGGAUUUGCUUUGGGGGAUCGCAAACCAUCCGUAUUGAAGAAAGAUGUAAAAGCAGCCAGUGGACCAAGGCGAGAUUGAAACUUGCUGAAAUUGCUACGACAUACACGUACACACACACACACACACAUUUGUAUACGCGAUACACGUACACGAACACACACACACACAAUGCACGAAGGAAGUUGUGAUAGACGUCGGCCAGACGAUUAAAACAUUUUGUUCCUUUGUCGAAAACAUGGAUCAAACGAUUGUCCCACGCUUGUUCGUUGUGCAACGAGCAAGAAGAAAAAAGUUAGAUACUAUGUUUACUACCGAUAGUGAUUUUUAGUUAUAUAUAUAUAUUGAAAAAAAAAAAAGGAAAUGAACGUCAAACUCUUCCAAGAACGGAGAAAAUGAUUCUAGUUAGUGUUUUUUAUGAUCUCUUUCUCUCAACAUGUACGACUACUACUAUGAUUACUAUUAAUGCUACGCAAU
Molecule: messenger RNA, 1473 nt
Organism: Colletes gigas
Lineage: Eukaryota; Metazoa; Arthropoda; Insecta; Hymenoptera; Colletidae
Product: speckle-type POZ protein-like
Exons: 2
Coding region: 17-460 (147 amino acids)
Biological process (GO): proteasome-mediated ubiquitin-dependent protein catabolic process; regulation of proteolysis
Cellular component (GO): cytoplasm; nucleus
Molecular function (GO): ubiquitin protein ligase binding
Source: RefSeq, a predicted model, not a curated record